AUGCCUCCAAAAUCGGCUUCACACGACUUCAAGGACAAGCAAAAAGUGUUUGCCAAAAUGUCUGGAUAUCCCUGGUGGCCAGCAUUUAUCACGCCAACUGAAUAUGUUCCAAAACACGUCCAAAAGGCAAAAAAGAAAGGCACACCCUAUUGUGUAAUAUUCAUACCCGAUGGUGACUUUCACUGGUCUUCUGAGAAGGGGUUGAAGGAGUUCAAGCCGGGGAAUAACGCCAAGGAGUUGACUAAACUAGAUUCAAAGACAAUUGCCAGGAUGAAGGAUGUGAAAUUUUUAAGAAGAAGGUUGUCGAGGUCACCUAAAAAGCCAGCAACUUUUCCCGAAGCCAUAGCUGCAUCAGAUGAUUUGGCUUUUGAUGAUUUCAUAACUAUUUUCCAGGAAGACGGAGACGAAGAUGAUGAUGAGGAGGAGGAUGAUGAGGAGGAUAAAGCUAAGGAGGAUAAAGCUAAGGAGCACACCAAGGAAGAGGAGGAACAGGAUGAAGGGCCUGAAGAGUUUGAAGAAUCUGAACAGCCUGCGAAGAAAUCGGCACCCCUCAAGAGCCGAAAUAGAGCUGAAUCUCGAAGAAGGAGAUCUAGUCGUACACAAGAAGUUGAGGAUGAGGGAGAGGAUGGCGAUGUUGAAGAUCAAUACCAAGAGGAAAUACCAAAGAACAAGAGGAAGCGUGGCUCGGUAUCACAGGCUAAUAAUAUAUCGACCAAUGGCAAAAAGAGGAAACUGACUGACGCUGCUGUCAAAGCUGAGCCUGAUGCAGAGUCAAACAAGAAACCCAAAUUGGAAAAUUCUAGUGAUGAAGAUACUGCUAAUGCUGCAGGUGCAGCCGCAGCGUCAAUAAAGUCAAGUAAAGUUCCAGUUAGUGAUGAAGAGAAGCAGCACCAAUUAUACUUGUGUCGAAUCAAAUUACAAAGGACAUUGAUUCAACGAGAUCUAGAUAAAUCCCCACCAACAGCAAACGAACUACUGGUUGUCCGUUUAAUCUUGUAUCGAUUAGUGAACUUCCCUGUUGAUAAGGAGCUUUUGAAAAAGACCAAAUUAUACAAAGUUAUGAGAUGUAUUAUCAAGAAUCCCGAUUUGGAAUAUUCCGAAAGUUUUAAAUUACAUGAACUUUGUCGCGAAAUAUUGACGAAAUGGGAUCCGUACAUUCAACAAAUCUUGUACGAAAAGGACAAGUUAAAUAACGAUAAGAAUGCCAAUCCAAAUUCAAGAUUGUUAUCGGUGAAGAACGGCGGGUCAGGAUUUAACGAUGACUCCGAAGUUAGUGGAAUUGAACAAAGUUUACCGGAGAUCGAGCAGUCAAAGGACGAAGAAACUGAAUCUGUAGAUAAAAAAACUGACGAGACUAUCUCAACCGAUCAAAAGGUCGAUGAAGAUGUAUCUGCAGAGAAAAAGGACAAUGCCAGUGAAUUGGCGGAGAAGGAAGGAAAUGGAAAGAGCCAAGAAGCUCAGAAGGUAGAACCUGCGAAUGGGAGUGAAUCAAAGAAGCAGGAAGCCGAGCAAGUGGAUUUGCAAAGUGAACGAAACAAGCAACUAGAUAGUGGAGCUAUAAAGACCGAAAAUACAAGCGAGGCCGGGGAGGCUAUCAAUGAAGACGAGACUAAAGAAAGUGAAAGCGCUGUUGACGGAGCCGAAACAGAGUCUAAAAGUGAAGGUAUAAUUAAGAGGGAAGUUGCCACAACGGCAAAAGACAAAAUUUCCACUGCCGCCGCCGCCGCCGCUGCCGAAUCAGUAGAUCAAGCUAGUGCUGUGGCGAGAGCAGCUGUCAACUUAUAA
Messenger RNA from Lodderomyces margitis, 1785 nucleotides. RefSeq lists its product as uncharacterized. The transcript has a single exon. Bases 1 to 1785 code for a protein of 594 amino acids. The record is from RefSeq and is a predicted model, not a curated record. Lineage: Eukaryota; Fungi; Ascomycota; Pichiomycetes; Serinales; Debaryomycetaceae.